Molecule: messenger RNA, 606 nt
Organism: Mixia osmundae IAM 14324
Lineage: Eukaryota; Fungi; Basidiomycota; Mixiomycetes; Mixiales; Mixiaceae
Exons: 1
Source: RefSeq, a predicted model, not a curated record
CACACAGGCAUCGGUCUCUCGACGCCACGAGGCAGUGGCACGUCUGGCCACAUCACCAAAAAUCUGUCGACUCUCCGUCAUCGUGAAGACUACAGGCAGACCAAAGGCUUUGCCGAGCUUCCUUCUGCGGGCCGACAGCCCAAUCUGGAGAUUCUCGAGCACGAGCGGAAGCGAAGGGUGGAGGUGAAAUGCCUCGAGUUGCAAGUCUCUCUGGAGGAUGAAGAGCUUGAGGAGGACGAGAUCGCUCGCCGGGUCGAUGAGCUACGACAGAGGCUACUGAGCGAGAGCACCCAAUCGGCCGCCUCUAAUACCGUCAAGCGAGGCACGUACAGAGACUCGGAUACCCACGGAAUCGCUCAGGCAAAGCAACUCGAGGCUGCCAAAUUGUCAAAAGCGCUUCACAUUCGACCAGACUACGAAGUCGGUCAGGGCUUCGAUAGAGAACUGCAAGAGAGGCGCAAGAUCGAGCGUGCGGAAGCUCGCGAAGCCAGAAAGGCAGAGGCCGAACAACGCAAGACAGCGCAGCGAGAGGCAGCCAAUGCCAAACGAAUGCAAAUCCAAGCCGCUGAGCGUGCUCGUCCACCUUCACAGUCACGUCGUCGUCGC